UUCACACAGACACCCCACCCUGCUGUGCCUGCAGCUGGUUAAACCCUGCUGUUAGGCCUCUUCCUGUGAGGAGCUAAGCUCAGCUCAGUCAUGAAGCGGCAGUUGGAGCUAGCGGCAUUGGGCCUGGGCAUUACAGGCUGGCUGUGCGCCAUCCUCACCCGCUGCCUGCCCCUGUGGAAAGUCAGCGGCACUCUGGACAACUCCACAGCCACGCUGCCAGCAUACUGGGAUGGGGUGUGGCUGGAAUGGGACCACUGGGACCUGAACCAUGACGGUAGCCUCCACUGCUCCUUCUACCAGUCUUUGUUAUCCCUCUCUGGAAACUUCCAAACAUGGAGAAGCUUGAUCAUGGCUUCUAUAGGUGCUGGAGCUUUUGCUGUGGUCAUCAGUAUUAUUGGAGAGGUGUGGUUUCCGAAGAGGAAUCAGGUGAAAGUUGUCUCUGGUGUGGUGUUUGUGUUGUCUGGAAUACUGCUGCUUGUCCCUGUUGCUUGGACCUGCCACCACACUAAUGAGCCACUGGAGGGCGCUGUGGUGCUGAGGAGAGACUGGGGAGCUGCUCUGUACAUAGGAUGGAUCUCCUUCUCUCUGACGGUAGUAGGGGGAGGGUUUCUCAGUACUAGAUGCCUCAUGUUCCAGCAGCAGGAUGAGUCAGAAAGAGGGAGUUACCCUCCAGGUUAUCCUGGAGCAGAGCAGGAGCCAGCCAACCCCCUGGAUACUAUCCACAGGACUGCUUUUAGACACAGCCAGUAUGCUCGGGCAACAACACGGCCUUCAUGAGAAGAUGCAAUCACUCUGAGGGCCUUGAAUGAGGAACCUUCCACCUAUGAAUUAUUCUUCUGUGAAAUUCUACCUAAAUUGCAUGUGUACUAGUUAUGAAUGGAUUUCUAGGUACUAUAGACAAUGUUAGAACUAAUUAUUCUACUGCAAUGAAGCACUUUGAAAGAUGUUGAACAAUUUUUAAUAGGCGGAAAGGAGUAGCACUACCCAUGGAGAGUGAAUUGCGCUUUCAACUGUAAUAAUUGGGUCUAAAAUGUUGUCAAGUUGCGUAAUUUUUGUAUUGGUGGUAAGGGUUAAGCAUCUAAGUGUUACAUUGCCUUCAGAAAGUAUUCACACCCCUUGACUUUUUUCCCCAUUUUGUUGUGUUACAGCCUGAAUUAAACAAUUAUUACAUUUA
Salmo salar (Atlantic salmon) is the source of this 1174-nucleotide messenger RNA. Its product is annotated as claudin-4. Gene Ontology annotation, molecular function: structural molecule activity. The record is from RefSeq and is a predicted model, not a curated record. Lineage: Eukaryota; Metazoa; Chordata; Actinopteri; Salmoniformes; Salmonidae. Gene Ontology annotation, cellular component: membrane; bicellular tight junction.